UCUAAUCUUCGAUACUUCCAAGCAAACUUUGCCUUUGCUUCCCUUCUUCUCUCACUUCUCUCUCUUUCUUUUUCGCCGCCACGUACUCCUCCUCUCUUUUCGUUCUUUUUUUACUUUUUCAAAGAUAUUUUUUGGGCUUCAAUCUCAAUGCCGAGUAUUUAUUGAUUCAGUUCCCGUUUCAGCAUUGAAGAGCUUGGAAAAGGGGACGUGGAAGGAUGGAAAUUGAGAAAGGUGGUAGCUUGGUGGAUAUGGUGGUAUCUAGGGACUUUGGAUGCUCGCAUUAUAAAAGGAAAUGCAAGAUUAGAGCGCCUUGCUGUGGCGAGGUGUUUGAUUGUAGACAUUGCCACAACGAAGCCAAGAACUCUUUUGAAGUUAGUCAGUUUGCUCGCCAUGAGAUCCCUCGCCACCAAGUCACCAAGGUUAUAUGUUCUCUCUGUGACAAAGAACAAGAUGUUCAGCAAAACUGCACAAAUUGUAAUGUUAGUAUGGGGAAUUACUUCUGCUCAAAAUGCAAGUUCUUUGAUGAUGAUGUUUCAAAGAACACAUAUCAUUGCGACGGUUGCGGCAUUUGUAGAGUUGGUGGUGCAGAGAACUUCUUUCACUGUGAUCAGUGUGGAUGUUGUUAUAGCAAAAUGUUGAAGGAUUCACACCGAUGCAUCGAAAGAGCAAUGCACCACAACUGCCCAAUUUGUUAUGAAUAUCUGUUCGACUCAUUAAAGGACGUGAGUGUACUACAAUGCGGCCAUACAAUACAUUUGGGUUGCCUCCAAGAAAUGAAGCUGCAUUUCCAAUUUGCAUGCCCUGUAUGUUCUCGAUCAAUAUGCGACAUGACCAGCGUGUGGGAAAAACUCGAUCAGGAGGUUGCUGCUACUCCAAUGCCUGAUAUAUACCAAAAUAAGAUGGUGUGGAUCCUUUGCAACGAUUGCGGUGUCAAAUCAAAUGUGCAUUUCCACAUUGUUGCUCACAAAUGCCAGAGUUGCAAUUCCUACAACACCAAGCAGACGAUCGGUGUUCCAUGUUUGUAGGUAGUUUGAAGUAUAAUGCAGCAAUGCUUAUUUGAACCUUCAUAUUUGCUUGGGAGAGAAUAUCUCGGUGCUCUGAUUUAAUUCAUCGAUGCGAAAAACAAAAGAUCGGCGGCGAUGAUGAGUUUGAGGUUGAUGCUUUCUGAGCAUCCGGUUGCAUGUUUUCCAAUGAUCUGAUCACACGGAGCUACAUUGUGUUGCCAUUGUGCUGAUGUUUAUGCUCUUUUGCAUGCAUUACUGAUAUUUGUUUCACUAUGCUUCAGUAAUCAUAUAUAUAUAUAUAUAUAUAUAUAUAAUGCGCAAAUAUGUUGCUCUUCUUCCUAGUUGCAGCUUAAUUCGAGGGAAAAUUAUCUUUUCAA
Molecule: messenger RNA, 1381 nt
Organism: Dioscorea cayenensis subsp. rotundata (Guinea yam)
Lineage: Eukaryota; Viridiplantae; Streptophyta; Magnoliopsida; Dioscoreales; Dioscoreaceae
Product: E3 ubiquitin-protein ligase RZFP34
Exons: 13
Coding region: 216-1025 (269 amino acids)
Biological process (GO): ubiquitin-dependent protein catabolic process; protein ubiquitination
Cellular component (GO): nucleus
Molecular function (GO): zinc ion binding; ubiquitin protein ligase activity
Source: RefSeq, a predicted model, not a curated record